Molecule: messenger RNA, 1326 nt
Organism: Cheilinus undulatus (humphead wrasse)
Lineage: Eukaryota; Metazoa; Chordata; Actinopteri; Labriformes; Labridae
Product: ras-related protein Rab-40B-like
Exons: 6
Coding region: 1-723 (240 amino acids)
Biological process (GO): protein localization to plasma membrane; intracellular signal transduction
Cellular component (GO): endosome; plasma membrane; synaptic vesicle
Molecular function (GO): GTPase activity; GTP binding
Source: RefSeq, a predicted model, not a curated record
AUGGCACGGAUCGACUACAAGACGACCACCAUCCUCCUGGACGGGAGGAGAGUCAAGCUGCAGCUCUGGGACACGUCUGGCCAGGGUCGGUUCUGCACCAUUUUCAGAUCGUACUCCAGAGGAGCUCAGGGCGUCAUCCUGGUGUAUGACAUCACGAACCGCUGGUCCUUCGACGGCAUCGAUCGCUGGAUCAAAGAGAUAGAUGAGCAUGCCCCAGGGGUGCCUAAGAUCCUGGUCGGGAACCGUCUCCACCACGCCUACAAGCGUCAGGUGACCACGGAGCAGGCGCAGGUGUACGCAGAGAAGCUGGGGGUCACCUUCUUCGAGGUCAGUCCGCUGUGUAACUUCAACAUCACCGAGUCGUUCACCGAGCUCGCUCGCAUCGUUCUGAUGAGACACGGCAUGGAGCGACUGUGGAGACCCAACAAAGUUUUGAGUCUCCAGGACCUCUGCUGUCGCUCCAUCGUCUCCUGCACACCUGUCCACCUGGUGGAUAAGCUCCCCCUUCCGCUCACCCUCAAGUCUCACCUGAAGUCCUUCUCCAUGGCCAAUGGCCUCAACGCACGCAUGAUGCACGGACGCUCGUACUCUGUCACUGCCAACGCUCACCACGGCGCCACCAAGAGGAGUGGAGCUGCGCUGCUGAAAAAGCCAAGACUGAUCCGGCCGCCACCUCUCAGCCCGUCUGCACAGAGCUGCAGAAACAGCUGUAAGAUCGCCUGAAAACGUGCACAGCAUGAACACACCAUCACACGUCUACAGAGUCUAAAGACGAGUGGGACCUUUAACCUGAGACCAUGGGACACCAGGAGCUUCAGAGCUGAGUACAGAAAGAGUUGGAAGUCCAACAUUUCUGUCCUUGAGUGGAAUUUUAACAACGUGUGAGAAGACUGUUGGGUGACAGACUCCAUGGACGUAAAAGUUAGAAAAUAGCUAUCUGGUAAAGUUUGUCUGGGUCUCUGGUGAUGCACUUUCUCAUGUUUGAAUGGAUUAACGUCUAAUCUAAGAGAAACCACGCGGAAGCAUCAGUGAUUCUUCUCCAAAAAAGAAAAGAAGACAUUUUUCCCGUGGACGUUUUUAGAUCCAGUAUAAAAAACUCAGCCGUGUAUUUUUUUAAUAUGGGAACAUUUAAGGGCCAGUUUUUACCAGCUUUAAGUAUUAAAGAUACAUUUAGACUGAGAUGGAAUUAUGACUUGAUCUCAGAUUACUGAUUUUAAUCUAAAAAUUCUGAUUUUAGUCUCAGAAUUCUGACUUUAAAGUGGGGGUAUUAUGCCUUUUUUCAAGGCUUUACACCAUCUCUCUGAUACCCACGCAGUAGCUUCACAU